Oxyura jamaicensis (ruddy duck) is the source of this 664-nucleotide messenger RNA. RefSeq names its product adrenomedullin 2 (gene ADM2). The coding region runs from base 82 to 597 and encodes 171 amino acids. Gene Ontology annotation, biological process: positive regulation of heart rate; regulation of systemic arterial blood pressure; adenylate cyclase-activating G protein-coupled receptor signaling pathway. Lineage: Eukaryota; Metazoa; Chordata; Aves; Anseriformes; Anatidae. The record is from RefSeq and is a predicted model, not a curated record. The transcript has 4 exons.
ACCCCGGCACCGACCCCUCUCCCCGCGCCCCCGGCCCGGCCUCAGCCAGCCCCGGAUCCGCUGCCCCGGCCCAGCCCCGCCAUGAGAGCCCCGGCGCCGCUUGCGCUGGGUUGCAUCAGCUUGGUGCUGUGUCUGCUGGAGCUGCCCGGCUGCCGGCCCCUGCCCGCGGGGCGCUCGCCCAAGCACAGGGAGCCCCCGGACCGGAGACCCUCCCCGGCCUCGCUGCAGGUGCCCCGGCAGCGCCCGUCACCGUUCCCACUCCACGGGGACCACCCGGGGCUGCAGCCCCCGGCUCCACUGCAGCCUGCGGGUGGCCCCCGGCGCAGACAGCUCGGCCCCCGGCACGGCCCGAGGCUCACCCCCCGGCACGGCCCGAAGCUCACCCCCCGGCACGGGGCCCCCCGGCACCCCGGUCCGCGGCGGGGCCGUCGGCACGCCGGGGGCCGCCUGCACCACGCGCAGCUGCUGCGGGUGGGCUGCGUGCUGGGCACCUGCCAGGUGCAGAACCUCAGCCACCGCCUGUGGCAGCUGAGGGGACAGUUGGGCCGCCAGGACUCGUCCCCCAUGAACCCCAACAGCCCCCACAGCUACGGCUGAGGGCGGACAGCCCCCGCCAGACCGCCCGGGCCUGCGUAGGAGCUCCCACUAAAACGCUUCCAGAGGC